This is a messenger RNA of Nicotiana tabacum (common tobacco), 737 nucleotides long. NCBI's taxonomy places the organism in Eukaryota, Viridiplantae, Streptophyta, Magnoliopsida, Solanales, Solanaceae. The record is from RefSeq and is a predicted model, not a curated record.
AGAUUCUUAGAUGUUUCAGCUGGGUGGCCUGGUACAAUGAGGCCUGAAAAUGUUUUAAGAAAAUCUAAGCUUUAUUUGGGUGUUGAGGAAUCAAAGGAAUACUUAAAUGGUCCAUCUUUUGAGCUAAAUGAUGAGAAUUCAAUACCUCAGUACAUUCUUGGUGAUUCUUGUUUCCCACUUUUACCAUGGCUGUUAACGCCUUACAGCGGAUCGAACGAGGAAGAUGAGAGGAGUUCUGAGGAAAUGGCGUUUAAUUCGGUGCAUAGUAAAGGAAUGCAGUUGGUGGGGACAGCUUUUGGGAGAGUGAGGGCAAAGUGGAAGAUUUUGGCUAAGAAAUGGAAUGAGCAGUGUGUUGAGGCAUUUCCAUUUGUAAUUGUGACAUGCUGUUUGCUGCACAAUUUUCUUAUCAAGUGUAGUGAAGCAGUGACAGAUGAAACCGUGGAGUAUCCGAGGAGUGAAGAGUUUCCGGUGUUUGAUGGAGAGGUUGAUGAAAGUGGGAAGAAGAUUAGGGAUGCGCUUGCCUCACACCUAUUUAGGGUAAGUCAGAGGGAAUAAAUUCUGGCCUUAUUUUUUUAUUCUGCUUAUAAUCUUAUAGUGGUAUGUGUAUAUUGGUAGUGUGUUAAGUUGGCCUGGAUAGAAAUUUUGUAGCCUUUUGCCUAGUUUUGACAUCUCCAUUCUCCUUGGUUUCAUGUAGAAUUAUAUGGAAUAUAAAGUAACAUUUAGCUGCUGAUUCGGUA